This is a messenger RNA of Camponotus floridanus (Florida carpenter ant), 660 nucleotides long. RefSeq lists its product as uncharacterized. Lineage: Eukaryota; Metazoa; Arthropoda; Insecta; Hymenoptera; Formicidae. The transcript is spliced from 6 exons. The record is from RefSeq and is a predicted model, not a curated record. Gene Ontology annotation, biological process: sensory perception of taste. The coding region runs from base 1 to 660 and encodes 219 amino acids. Gene Ontology annotation, cellular component: membrane.
AUGACAACUAUUAUUGGAUACAUAGGAAUAAAGUUUGAUCAAAUCAACGAACAUCUUCAGGAUAUGGCAAAUAAUGACAAUCGUAAAAUAAAACAAGCUUGGGAAAAUCCUAUGCAUCCAUCGCAAUGCAGAUUUCUAAAAAUUUCAAAUAAUAAAUGGAUAAUAUGGACUAUAAUGCAUCUUCAUUUGGAAUUAUGUAAAAUAUCUCGUGAGAUAAACUGGAUAUUUGGAGUAGAAAUGACUAUCAAAAUGGGAUGUUACUUUGGUUUCAUGGCUAUGAAUCUUAGAGAUUGUUUUGAUCUAAUAUUUUUUAAAAAAUAUAUCUUGAAUUUUAAUAAUAUAUUGUUUGCAAGUAUAUGUCUAGGUUGGCUUUUCCAUAAUAUUUUGAAACUCGUUAUUAUUAAUUAUAUGUGCGAAAAAAUCAGUGCAAAGGCAAAUGCAACAAAAAAUUUUGUAAAUAGAAUAUCGUAUUCUACAUCCAAUGUUGAAAUGUGUGAAAAUAUUUUACAAUUAUUGUUACAAUUGUCUCAAUCGACGUUACGAUUUUACGGCCUUGGACUUUUCCAAUUUGGCUUCAAAUUCCUUCAAGGAUUUACCACAUCUGUUACGACUGUUGUAGUUAUAUUACUACAGUCACAAAUUGAUCAAAAUCUACAUUAA